AUGUGGGCUGUUGGAUGCAUUCUUGCCGAAUUAUAUGGUCGCAGACCGCUUUUUAUGGGUAAAGACCAGUUAGAACAAAUCAGUGAAAUAGUAAAGAUUUUGGGUUUUCCUGCCACCAGUAUCAUCAGAAAAUAUGACUGGAAUAUUGCUACGGCUGCUAAAGAUCUGUACUUGCCCUCGAGUUUAAAGCACAUCUAUCCAUAUGCGUCCAUGUCAGCCAUUAACUUAAUGCAAAACUUGAUGUGUUGGGACCCUCAAGAUAGGCUAGAUAUUCACCAAUCUUUGUCCCACACAUUCUUAAUAAAAGUUAGGGACCCAAAGGAUGAACCGGAAUGUAGUACUCCCUUCGAUUUCAAGUUUGAAUAUAUGGCUACUUCGAUCUCAGACCUAAAGUCUCUCCUACAAGAAGAAGUGGAUUCAUUCAGAAUAGAACGUCUAGGCCCUUAA
Molecule: messenger RNA, 447 nt
Organism: Debaryomyces fabryi
Lineage: Eukaryota; Fungi; Ascomycota; Pichiomycetes; Serinales; Debaryomycetaceae
Exons: 1
Coding region: 1-447 (148 amino acids)
Biological process (GO): signal transduction; protein phosphorylation
Cellular component (GO): cytoplasm
Molecular function (GO): ATP binding; protein serine/threonine kinase activity
Source: RefSeq, a predicted model, not a curated record